This is a messenger RNA of Penicillium griseofulvum, 3321 nucleotides long. RefSeq lists its product as uncharacterized. The record is from RefSeq and is a predicted model, not a curated record. Gene Ontology annotation, biological process: negative regulation of RNA catabolic process; regulatory ncRNA-mediated post-transcriptional gene silencing. The transcript has 3 exons. NCBI's taxonomy places the organism in Eukaryota, Fungi, Ascomycota, Eurotiomycetes, Eurotiales, Aspergillaceae. Gene Ontology annotation, cellular component: catalytic step 2 spliceosome. The coding region runs from base 1 to 3321 and encodes 1106 amino acids.
AUGGACUCACCUGGGUCUCAGGGUGUCCCGCAAUUCUCCAGCUUCCGACCUCCCCCUACUUCUCUUCCGGCCGCCUCUACCGGCUCGGAACAUGACCGUCACCAGCGUCGCUCGGGCCAUCGUCAGCGCGCAGACCGGAACGAGCCUCCGCGCUCUCGUCGCCAUGAAAGCCGCUCGGAUGGUAGCCGUAAGAAGGUGAAGAUCGAAGAAAGUCAGGAUGGCCCGCCUGGCGAAGCAAUUGACGAUGUAAACCUUGCAAACGAUGGUGCAAAUAAAGGAUUCGUCUUCGACAGCAUCGGCGAUCGCCACAAUGCACGUUACGGCGUGGAUCGCUACGAGGUCCCUACGUACCGUCGCGAUGGCGAUGGGUUCGUACUUGGCAUCCCCGGCCAGCGCAUUGACUACAAAACGCGAUAUGAUCAAGGUCCCCUUCUCAUUCUUCGCCCUGAUUCAUUUGGAACCUCUGCAGUCAAGCCCCUCUCCGCCGAAACCCUGACUGCUUUGUCCACGAAUCUUCCUUUUCGGGUGCGGUCUGCUAUUAAUGCCCACUUUACUUCGGAACCCCAACAUUCACAAAAUUUCAUACCAACAACAAUCACGUCGUCUAAACCCGGGCUUGCGCCAAGUGUCGACUUGGGUGACGAACCUCCGUCAUAUCGCUCCAUCGAUAUGCCUCAGUCCGAAAAUGAAGUUGCUGGAGAUUUCGAUGCCAGCACCAUCACUCGGCUUGCUCUCGAAGCUGAGAUCUUGAAUCGCAAUGCCAGGUUAAACCGUGCAGUGGUGCAACAACCCAAUGAUAUCCAAGCAUGGAUCCGUCUUGCUGAGCAUCAAGACCUUGCUGUGACUGCCGACCACACCUCCCGUCACGGUGAUGUACAACAUGUACAACUUGUGGCGAGAGCCAAGCUGUAUGUGUAUGAAAAAGCUCUCAAGGCUAACGCAAAAAAUCCUGAACGUGACCACCUUGUACUGGCCCGUAUGGAAGAGGGUGCGAAAGUCUGGGAUUCUACCAAACUCGCAUUGGAAUGGGAUGAGGUCCUUCGCCAUAACUCCCAGUUUAUCUCCGUGUGGAUUAAGUAUCUUGACUACUGUCAGACUGAUAGUCGGGAUUUCAGCUUUGACAAUUGCUUUAUGACUUAUGUCUACUGCUUAAAGAUCCAUUCAAGUGUCGGAUUUGGACCGCAGAGGACUAUUAUCAGAGCAUACUUGCUCCUCCGGUUGACUAUGUUUCUUCGAGAAUCGGGGCAUGUAGAGCUUGCUGUCGGUAUAUGGCAGGCGGUGCUCGAAUUUACAUGUUUCCGGCCACCACAUCUAAAGGGGAAGCAAGAGGACGCCCUAAUUGAAUUCAAAAAGCUAUGGGCGCCUGAGCACAGCCGGAUUGGAGAGCCUCUUUGGAAACCAUGGAACAGUGGAGUAACUUCCCGUGCUCCUGUCAACAACGAUGUUUAUGCUUCUGAGGCGAAUAUCCAAGACUUGUUCAAAAGCUGGGUACCUGCAGAAAGAGAGCGGAUGUUCAAAAGUCGUAUGCCGUCACAUACUUUGGAUGAAUCAACAGAGAAGGAUGGUUUCCGAGUGGUUCUUCUUGAAGAUUGCGCGCAGAUACUGCCAUUCUUCUGGGAUCUAAACGAAGGCCUUGGUUCCCUGAUUGAUGGCUUCUUGUAUUUCUGCCAUUUGCCUCAUUUGACAUUGCCUGCGAAUAUGCAUACUACCCGACUGUGGACUGGUGAUAAUUUCCUACGAAACGAAUACAUGGACGAUCCUCAAAACACGAUCGCGGAUUGGAUCCAUUUUCAAAAACAUGCCUCAACGACCACCAUUGAGCCGUUUGCAUUCCCUCACCAUACCUUCAUUCACACCACCGAUACUCUUUAUGCCGACCCAAAGAUGUGGUUCUCUUCUCUGACGAAGUGGGCUGCAACCACUUCUCAUUCUUCUUGUGUCAUCGAUUCUGAAUUUGUAAUCCUGACUCUUCACGCCCUUGUCGACCUUGUCCCAGACAGCCAAUUUGCUGAAUACGCUAUUGCAGUGACAUUCGCGUGUGACAAGGAUCGAGGCAAGAAGUACGGAAAACGACUGUUGAAGGAGCGAUCAUCAAACCUGAGACUUUACAAUGCCGUUGCGCUCAUGUAUUGGCGCACUGGCGAUAGUGAUACCGCUCACAAUGUGUGGUCAACUGCUUUGUCCAUGAGCCAGAAUUUCGAUCCUCGCGAGCUCACUGACUCCGCACUCCUAUGGAACUCGUGGAUUUGGGAAAUGCUUUACAUCGGGAGAAGGGAUCGAGCAUCAUACCUGUUACAGGCUAUGCCUUACAAUAAAGUCCACUUGGCGUCGUACCUCGCAGCUGAUAAGGUUAAAAUGAAUCAGCCCGAUUUUCUCAGGUGCUUGUUUGUGGGUCAGACGAAUGCCUUGAAGUUUAAGAAAAUGCAAGCAUAUGUAGUUUACGUCGACUGCUAUGCGAUCGCCCUCUAUCUCACGGGCGAGCCACUUGCAGAAGUCCUCGAUAUCUACAAUGACGCAGUCACCUCCCUUCGACUCGUGGCCAAUGACAAUGCCAGGGUGAUCGGUGGAGAAUUGCUACACCAAGCCCGAGCCCGCAUCAUGUACUACUACGUGCAGAGGCAGAGUGGCCAAUUUAAACCUGCUGAGCUACGAACUGUGCUCCUCGAUAGCCUGGAAUGGUGGCCUCACAACACUAUGUUCUUAUCGUUGUUUAAAUGGAACGAAGCUCGCCUGCAGCUCACCGACCGGACCCGCGAUAUCUACGAUGUCACCAUUGGGGCAAGGGCCAGGGCCUCCCGGGAUCUACAGGGGCCUACACCAAUCCAUCGUGUCCCCGUCACCACCCACCUGUUCAGUAUCUACGCCGAGAUGGGUCGCCCCGUCAUGCUCGGCUCGACCCCGCAUUCGAUUCGGGCGGCCUUCGAGCGAGCGAUCGGUGAUGCCACCGUCAUCCCUAUCGGGCGGACCCCUACCCGUAUGAGUCCCUUCGAGCUAGCAAGCUCGACCUCCGCACAGCAGAACCUCACCAUCUGGAAGCUGUACAUUCUCUACGAACUGUACGCGGAGUACAACGUCGGCCGCGCCCGCCAGGUCUUCUUCCGGGCUCUGCGCGCCUGCCCAUGGUCGAAGGAGCUGUACCUGCUUGCCUUCGAGCACAUGCGGGCGGACUUGAUCAACCGCCUGCCCCCAUCCCGCUUCGCCCAGGCCGGGGGGAUCACCCCUCUGGGCUUCGACUCUGGAGAGCUUAAAGCUCUGUACUUUGAGAUGCUGCGCCGUGGACUUCGUGUCCACUACCACGUGGAGGGCAUGUUGGCCCAGUAG